Mus pahari (shrew mouse) is the source of this 396-nucleotide messenger RNA. It is a transcript of the gene Spmap1, whose product is annotated as chromosome 14 C17orf98 homolog. The coding region runs from base 1 to 396 and encodes 131 amino acids. The transcript has 3 exons. The record is from RefSeq and is a predicted model, not a curated record. Lineage: Eukaryota; Metazoa; Chordata; Mammalia; Rodentia; Muridae.
AUGGCUCGUUGUUAUGACAGUCCUCGGCGACUCGAAAAAGCUUUUGUUUUGGAUGGGGUGGCUGUGAGCACAAUGGCCCAGGCCUACAGCAUCAUGAGGCCCAAGCUGUGGUCGGCAAUUCCGCCUUACAAUCCUCAACUGGACCACCACAGUCGUCGGUACUUCCGGAGCCGCGUGGUUCCGCCCAUUUUGCGGAAAACUGAUCAGCUGUUUGGUGAGUUAGAAGAGGAGCAGGGGCAUUCCCUCCAGCAGGUGAGUGGUCACGACUACUACAACGCCAAGCCGAAGGCCAUCACGACAGGCUUAAAUGGUCGAUUUGGCUACCGCCGGAACACUCCGGCCCUCCGCCAGCACACCUCGGUAUUCGGAGAAGUCACGCCAUUUCCCAUUUUCUGA